Messenger RNA from Saccostrea echinata, 844 nucleotides. RefSeq names its product neo-calmodulin-like. Bases 1 to 504 code for a protein of 167 amino acids. The transcript is spliced from 5 exons. Gene Ontology annotation, molecular function: calcium ion binding; enzyme regulator activity. NCBI's taxonomy places the organism in Eukaryota, Metazoa, Mollusca, Bivalvia, Ostreida, Ostreidae. The record is from RefSeq and is a predicted model, not a curated record.
AUGAAGGAGAAACUUCAGGAGUACUUUGCAGCAAUAUAUUCAAGAAGUGGUGUAAAUCAGAGUGGGUUGCCAGAGGAGAAGAAGAAAGACUUCAGACAUGCCUUUAACAUGUUUGACAAAGAUAACAGCGGCUAUAUCAACACCCGAGAGCUUCUGACUAUCAUGAGAGCUUUUAAACAAGACCCAACCAAGGCAGAGGUACAACAGCUAAUGAAGCGCCUCGAUACUAACGGUAAUGGAAAAAUAGAAUAUGAAGAGUUUGAAAAAUACAUGAUUGAAAAUUAUAAGAAUCCAGAUGAAUUCCAAAACUCGAUGAUGGACGCUUUUAAGAUGUUUGAUAAAGAUGGCAGUGGAAAAAUCGACGCCGAGGAGCUAAAAGAAGCCAUGAUGAAACUAGGGGAUAAACUAUCACAGGAAGAGGCAGAGGACAUGAUUAAAACGGCCGACUUAGACAAAGACGGAAAAAUUGAUUACGAAGAAUUUAUAAGAAUGAUGCAAGAUUAAACUGCUUUUUCACCGCAACUUGGAAGCGGGAUUUUUUUUGUGACCAUACUUGUAAACAUACGUGAUUCUACAGGUAAAUACUAUAUCUGGAUUCCCUAGAGUAUACUACCAUAACUUUAUUUGGGUAUGAUUUUAAAUACUUGAUACAUCAGUGAAAUUUUACUCCAUCAACGUGACUACUGAACAGCCAGUAAUGUGUGCUACAGUUUGAAGUGUAUUCAUGCAGAGGAAAGUAGUCUUUUUCCCUCUACAUCAAUCAAACAUGAGAAUAUUUUGACCAAAUUUCAUUCAAUAAUAGUAUUUUGGAUUGCUAUUUAUUAAUGUCAUUAACAUUUAUGUA